Myxocyprinus asiaticus (Chinese sucker) is the source of this 2776-nucleotide messenger RNA. RefSeq names its product heat shock cognate 71 kDa protein. The transcript has 9 exons. Gene Ontology annotation, cellular component: plasma membrane; cytoplasm; nucleus. The coding region runs from base 160 to 2100 and encodes 646 amino acids. Gene Ontology annotation, biological process: protein refolding; vesicle-mediated transport; cellular response to unfolded protein. The record is from RefSeq and is a predicted model, not a curated record. NCBI's taxonomy places the organism in Eukaryota, Metazoa, Chordata, Actinopteri, Cypriniformes, Catostomidae. Gene Ontology annotation, molecular function: misfolded protein binding; ATP binding; ATP hydrolysis activity.
AGCGCUCAUUCCAUGUUCUGGACUGUUCUUUCUUAGAAAGUCUUAAAGCGCUUUCCAUCCGACUGCUGCUGCAGUGUCAGUGAGUGAGUGAACUCGAGAACAGACAGCACUUGUGUUUCUUUGACAGAGUAGUCGGCGUUUCAGCUGCCAGCAGAAGCCAUGUCAAAGGGACCAGCAGUUGGCAUUGACUUGGGGACCACCUAUUCUUGUGUGGGGGUCUUUCAGCAUGGCAAAGUGGAAAUCAUUGCCAAUGACCAGGGCAACAGGACCACACCAAGUUAUGUAGCAUUCACAGACACAGAGAGGCUGAUUGGUGAUGCAGCAAAGAACCAAGUAGCAAUGAACCCCACCAAUACUGUCUUUGAUGCAAAGAGGCUGAUUGGACGGAGGUUUGAUGACACCGUUGUGCAGUCAGACAUGAAGCACUGGCCAUUCACCGUUAUCAAUGACAGCUCGCGCCCCAAAGUUCAAGUUGAAUACAAAGGGGAGACCAAGGCCUUUUAUCCAGAAGAGAUUUCUUCUAUGGUGCUUACAAAGAUGAAGGAAAUUGCAGAGGCAUACCUUGGAAAAACUAUUAUGAAUGCCGUCAUUACUGUUCCUGCUUACUUCAAUGACUCUCAGCGUCAGGCCACAAAGGAUGCUGGAACUAUCUCUGGUCUUAAUGUUCUACGUAUUAUCAAUGAACCUACUGCUGCUGCCAUUGCCUAUGGCCUGGACAAGAAAGUUGGCUCUGAGAGAAAUGUCUUGAUCUUUGAUCUCGGUGGUGGUACUUUUGAUGUGUCCAUCCUUACCAUUGAGGAUGGCAUCUUCGAGGUCAAGUCUACAGCUGGAGACACUCACCUCGGGGGAGAAGACUUUGACAAUCGCAUGGUCAACCAUUUCAUCUCCGAGUUCAAGCGCAAAUACAAAAAGGACAUCAGCGACAACAAGAGGGCAGUUCGUCGGCUGCGGACAGCCUGCGAGAGGGCCAAACGUACCCUGUCCUCCAGCACUCAGGCCAGUAUCGAGAUCGACUCUCUUUAUGAGGGAAUUGAUUUCUACACGUCCAUCACUAGGGCUCGUUUUGAAGAGCUGAAUGCUGAUCUUUUCCGUGGCACCUUGGAUCCAGUAGAGAAGUCCCUCCGUGAUGCUAAACUGGACAAGUCUCAGAUUCAUGACAUUGUCCUAGUUGGAGGCUCCACCCGGAUUCCCAAGAUCCAAAAGCUGCUGCAGGAUUUCUUCAAUGGCAAGGAGCUUAACAAGAGCAUCAAUCCAGAUGAAGCUGUUGCCUAUGGAGCAGCUGUUCAGGCAGCCAUUUUAUCUGGAGACAAGUCUGAGAAUGUCCAGGACCUGUUGCUCCUGGACGUUACCCCUCUGUCCCUAGGUAUUGAAACAGCUGGUGGCGUUAUGACCAUCCUGAUCAAACGGAACACUACCAUUCCAACCAAGCAAACACAGACCUUCACCACCUACUCAGACAACCAGCCUGGUGUCCUCAUUCAGGUGUACGAGGGUGAGCGAGCCAUGACUAAGGACAAUAACUUGCUUGGAAAGUUUGAGCUGACGGGCAUCCCUCCUGCUCCUCGUGGGGUUCCCCAGAUUGAAGUAACCUUUGACAUUGAUGCCAAUGGUAUCAUGAAUGUCUCUGCUGUUGACAAGAGCACCGGCAAGGAGAACAAGAUCACUAUCACCAAUGACAAAGGUCGUCUAAGCAAGGAGGACAUUGAGCGCAUGGUCCAGGAAGCUGAGAAGUACAAGGCUGAGGAUGAUGUCCAAAGAGAAAAAGUGUCGGCUAAGAAUGGCCUUGAGUCCUACGCCUUCAACAUGAAGUCCACAGUUGAGGAUGAGAAACUUAAGGGCAAGAUUAGUGACGAGGACAAGCAGAAGAUUCUUGACAAGUGCAAUGAGGUCAUAAGCUGGCUGGACAAAAACCAGACCGCUGAGAAAGAUGAGUUUGAGCAUCAGCAGAAGGAACUAGAGAAGGUGUGCAACCCUAUCAUCACCAAACUGUACCAGAGUGCUGGUGGAAUGCCAGAGGGCAUGCCUGGAGGCUUCCCAGGAGCUGGAGGUGCUCCUGGCGGAGGUGGAUCCUCUGGACCAACUAUUGAAGAAGUUGAUUAAAUCUUUCUGAGAAAGUUUCUCACUGUGUAAAGAAGCUUACUGUGUUGUUUUUGGAGCACCUUAAUAUGUUGUAUUUGUUCCCAAUCGCAUGUUUCUAAAUUGUAACAUAUCUCAGACUUCUAAUUCAGACCAUUUGUGAAUUGAUAUGUAACUCAAAUGGGCAUUUAUUACAAGAGUGCAGCAUGUUUUCGUUCAUGUGUUAAAUUUAUGUUAAAGAUUACGCUGAAUGCAUCACACCCUGUUGAGUCUAGACAAAUAAAGAAUUUGGCAUUCACAAUGUAAAGUGUUCUUGGUUCUGUCAGUAUAUGGGUAUGUAUUUGUUGCAGUAUGCAUAAUGUACUCUGUGUAAACUGUUUAAAAUUAAAUUGCAACACUUUACAAUAAGGUUCUAAUUGUUAACUUUAGUAAACGCAUUAGGUAUCAUGAACUAACUUUGAACAAUAUUUUUAAGUGCAUUUAUUAUUUAUUAAUUUUGGUAAUGCUAAACAGAGCAUUUAAUUUUAAAAAUGUAUUAGUAUAUUUUGAAAUUAACCUAAACCACGAUUAACAAAUGCUGUAUACCUUUUGAUUAUUGUUCAUGUUAAAUAGUUAACAAAUACAUCCUUAUUGUAAAGUGUUACAAAUUAAAUACAAGUGGAAUUACAAUAAAUACUUUAAGCUAAUUAUCUGCAUUUGA